UGUUGUUGUUGUUGUUUUUUUUUUUUUAGCAGCACAAUCCCUUUCUCUUUUAGCUUUAUGAAAACUGCCCAGGCAGCUGGCUCCUCUGCCCCACUAUGCCACUCGGCGGCCUUAGCCAUGAGGCUUCUGGAGCCCGUGCCGGCUCAGCCUCCCUGGCUGUGGACACUGCACUAGGCCAUGGAUCAGCAGCCUGGAGCUACUAAUUAAUCUGUUACAUUGUCUCAGAGGGGAGGCCCAGGGGACUGCGGAAACCAGCAAGGGGCGGGGGCAGACUGUGAGCUUUAUCUUGAGGACACUGGAAAAUAUCAAGAGGAAGGCAACCUCUUCCUGUCUUCUCUCCUCAGUAUUUCCAUAAUGUCUCUUUUUCUGCCUGUCAGGCCACCCUCGGGCUCUUCUAUAGGGACAAAUAGGUGUUUGGAACUCACCCAGAUUACCUAAAGUGAACUCACACCUCAAAGUCCUCAGUCAUGUGUCCAGACUGUUCUCCCGAUAAGGUGCCACUGCUGAGUUCCAGAGGUGAGGCUCGGCAAUCCUCGGGAUCAUGCCACAGGAUGGGUGACUGGUAGGAGCCAGCACAUUCAGGGGGCAGCGGCAGCUGAGGUCCCGGUGCCCAGUUCUCACAUGACUAAGAAGGACUGUUGGUUUUGUGGGUUCACAUUGGGCAGUGGUCCACAGAGACCUAUUUCCUGUAACUUCUUGCUUCCUGACUGUGUGGUGUCCAAGUGAACCUGGUGUUUGAGCAUGUGAUAGAUCACAGGAUGAACUGUCUUAGCCAUAUUUACAAAUCUCUUCGGUGGCCAAAGUCACACAGCCAGUCAGUGGCAGAGACGAAAUUGCUCUUCCAGAGUUCAAUCUCAGACUGAGUUCAUCCAGACUUCAUGGUCGGCCUGGAGACUGGAGGGGACAGGACCAGGCCUGGAGGGAGACCAAGCUGUAUUGUGAACUGAUGGUGGCCUGGCCUGAGGAGGUGACCGAGACAGGGGACAGAUGGGGUUGGAGAAUAUGUGGAAGAUAAAGUAGGUGGGAUUUCUUUGAGUUUUGGUUGUCUGAGACAGGGUUCCAAGUUGCUUCAUAGGCAGCAACCCCAGCCUUAAACAGCUACCCCCCUGCCUCUGCUUCCACCACCACCCUAGUGGAAGGAUCACAGCAAAUACUACCUUGCCCAGAUCAAGCAAUAGGACUCAUAGUAGAAUGGAUGGGCAAAGAGCAGGGUUGGGGAAGGUAAGGAGGAGAGGGGUUAAGAGGGUGCCGUAUUCCUGACUAGGGCAGCUAACGGUAAGUUGUUGGAACACCUUCCUGGGGCUAGUAAGUUCAGGAAAAAAGGUCAUUGGGGUUAAAGGAAGAAUCCACGAGAUUCAGAACGACACACUGUGAUUGUGUAGCAACUUGUUUCAGAGCUUUGAGACAGAUUAUAUACCACCUGCCUAUAGAGAGGGUCAUUGAAGUCAUGGACAUCAUCAACUGACCAGCAAGAGAGGCAGCUAGAGGAGAGCAGGAAGCUUUGAAGGGAGAGCCCCGAGUGACUCUCACUUUCAAGGGGCAGGGAGAGGCGAACUUCCCAGAGCAUUCUGAGACAGCCACCAGAGAGAUUCAAGGAGGUCAUGAGAACGUAGGCUCCUUGGGGCUGUGGUUAGAGGGAGAAGGAAGUGAUCCACAAUCAUGGGAGUCGCUCACGGAAUCUGCAGUAUGCCUGCUGGCUUUGGGGUGGGGGUGGGGUAGGAGGGGGGUGUGUUGAUGAGGGGUGGGGGUGGGAGUCAGACUGGAGUGGGUGAAGGAGUGAAUGGAGGUGUACGGGAUGGAUGUGGUGACCCACUCGUUCAAAAGACUGGGCUCCACAGGAGGAGCCAGGCCCUGCAUGGCAGCAGAAGCAUGUGGGGUAGAGGAAGGUUUAUUUUUAAGAUGAUAAAUUAUAUUUAAAUGCGAUGGGGAAAAGAGGGAGAGCAAUGGUUGUCUUCAUGGGGACCAGUCAACAACCACGGGGGGAAGCUUGCCCGGACCCUUCCUUGUAUAAUCACCAGUGACAGGACUGAUACCCAAGGUGUUGUCUGGACCCUUCACCAUCUCAGCCAUACCCAUACGGACAUGGCUGUCAAGACCCUUGUGGCGCAUGACUUUUAUCCUAGCAUUCAGGAGGCAGAAACAGGAGGAUCUCUGUGAGGCCAGCCUGGUCUACAAAGCCAGUCCAGGACAGCCAAGGACUGUGGUUACACAGAGAAACCUCCUCUCACGAAAUGAGAGAGAGAGAGAGAGAGAGAGAGAGAGAGAGAGAGAGAGAGAGAGAGAGAUCCUUGUGAAGGGUAGUGUGCACACUUUUUUUCCUGUAGUUUGAUGCAAGGAAUUGAUGCUCCCACAAAUGUUCCCCUCAACAUGAGCGAGGGUGUGUGUUCAGACAGCAAAGCCUGAAGCUAGCCCCCGGCUCUCUGCAGAUUAUAGAUGAGAAGGCGGUUUCUCUCAGAGCUUUCACUUUAGAGUUUACCUUUGCUCAGAACUCUGAGGUUCCUCAGAAGAGAUAGGCAGACUUUGCUUCCAGUCACUUCCUCCCUGGAGCGCUCGGAGAGCCUUCUCACCAUGCUGCCAGUGAGACAUUUAUGCAGCUACAACUCCGCGAAAGUCCUUCAUAUCCACAGCACACGGCUCGGGGCUCUGAAGAACUUCUUCCUACUGGCCAUCUGCAUCUAUAUCUGCUUUGCUUUGAUGAGCGACAAGCUAUAUCAGCGGAAGGAGCCCCUUAUCAGCUCUGUGCACACCAAGGUCAAAGGCGUUGCAGAGGUGACAGAGAAUGUCACGGAGGGCGGGGUGACGAAGUUAGUACACGGCAUCUUCGACACGGCCGACUACACCCUCCCUUUGCAGGGGAACUCGUUCUUUGUAAUGACAAAUUAUCUCAAGUCAGAAGGCCAAGAACAGAAGCUGUGUCCUGAGUAUCCCAGCCGCGGUAAACAGUGCCAUUCUGACCAGGGUUGUAUAAAAGGAUGGAUGGACCCACAAAGUAAAGGAAUCCAGACCGGCAGGUGUAUACCUUACGACCAGAAGAGGAAGACCUGUGAAAUCUUUGCCUGGUGUCCUGCUGAGGAAGGGAAAGAAGCCCCCCGGCCUGCACUCUUGAGGAGCGCCGAAAACUUCACCGUACUCAUCAAGAACAAUAUCGACUUCCCGGGCCACAACUAUACUACGAGAAACAUCUUACCAGGUAUGAACAUCUCUUGUACCUUUCACAAGACUUGGAACCCUCAGUGUCCCAUCUUCCGGCUAGGGGACAUCUUCCAGGAAAUCGGAGAGAACUUUACAGAGGUGGCAGUUCAGCUGCUGAAACUUUUCCUAAGGGAGCUCAGACAGAAAGCAGAGAAGGCCUUGGAUGCAGUCCCCUGGAUCAGGGGAGGAAUCAUGGGCAUUGAGAUCUACUGGGACUGCAACCUGGACAGCUGGUCCCAUCGCUGUCAACCCAAAUACAGCUUCCGCCGGCUGGACGACAAGUACACCAAUGAGUCCCUGUUCCCUGGCUACAACUUCAGAUACGCCAAGUACUAUAAGGAAAAUGGCAUGGAAAAGCGGACAUUGAUCAAAGCCUUCGGCGUGCGUUUUGACAUCCUGGUUUUUGGCACUGGAGGAAAGUUUGACAUCAUCCAGUUGGUUGUGUACAUUGGAUCCACCCUGUCCUAUUUCGGUUUGGCCACCGUGUGUAUUGACUUGAUCAUCAACACGUAUGCCAGUACCUGCUGCAGGUCACGUGUUUACCCCUCCUGUAAGUGCUGCGAGCCCUGUGCAGUGAAUGAGUACUACUACAGAAAGAAGUGUGAGCCCAUCGUGGAGCCCAAGCCGACGUUAAAGUAUGUGUCCUUUGUGGACGAGCCCCACAUUUGGAUGGUGGACCAGCAGCUGCUUGGGAAAAGUCUGCAAGAUGUCAAAGGUCAAGAGGUCCCGAGACCCCAGACGGACUUCUUGGAACUGUCUAGGCUCUCCCUCUCUCUCCACCACUCACCCCCAAUUCCUGGACAACCUGAGGAAAUGCAGCUGCUCCAGAUAGAAGCGGUUCCUAGGUCCAGGGACAGCCCAGAUUGGUGCCAGUGUGGAAACUGCCUCCCGUCUCAACUACCAGAGAACCGCAGGGCCCUGGAGGAGCUGUGCUGCCGGAGGAAGCCAGGACAGUGCAUCACUACCUCUGAGCUCUUCAGUAAGAUCGUGCUAUCCAGAGAGGCCCUGCAGCUCCUCCUGCUCUACCAGGAGCCCUUGCUGGCGCUGGAGGGAGAGGCCAUCAACAGCAAGCUGCGACACUGUGCGUACAGGAGCUAUGCCACCUGGCGCUUUGUCUCCCAAGACAUGGCCGACUUUGCCAUUCUGCCCAGCUGCUGCCGCUGGAAGAUCCGGAAGGAGUUCCCCAAGACCCAGGGGCAGUACAGUGGCUUCAAGUAUCCCUACUGACAGUAUGGCUGCCACAUUAUGGUGACUCAUAAUAUAGCAUUCUCUUGGAAAGACUUAGAGACACACUUUCAGCCAAAGGGGAACUUAAGUCUUCCUCCCUCGUAAGCCGUGUUGAAGGGAUUGUUAGGCCAAUGGCAAGCACAUGAACCCCUCUCCACGUGGAUGAGAAACAGAUGCAGAUCUGAGCCUGCGGCUUGACCUGGACUGCGGUGCCACCCACAGCCUAUAACGUAUACACAGGCUCCUCGAAUCCCGAUCUUCCCCAACUCACUUCCUCUGAACUAGCAUUGUGGAGACGGUGAAGGUGUUUUCUCUCCCGUCCAUGUCUCCACAGCUUCCUGGAUACAGAGGCCCAUUCCUGAAAACCAAACCUUUUGAGAUUCGAGAGUACUCUGAGAAAUGAAAUAUGGCCACAAAUUCUUUGACGUCCUCCACCCCAACCCAACCCCUCAAGACCCAAAGGUGUCGUUUCCCCUCCCCAUUACGGGCAACUCUGGCGGCUUCAUCCAGUAGCGGAUGUGACGUCACAUGUAUUGUUUCAGGCCCUAGUUUUAAGAGGCUAACAACUUCCAAUUCCUGUUGAACGCUUGCUGAGAGGAAGCCAGGCAAGUUAAGAGCACAACUAUAGGGGCUUCUCGGCUGUGAGGAAGCCCGAGAAGCUCCAGGGGGAAGUAGUCAACCUGAGCCAGCUCAUCACCAGAAGCUGCCACCGGCAGGUGAUUCCAGACACGACACGUGACUGAAACUGCAGGAGACGAACUGCGCAUGUCAACCCAGAGGACCACUCUGCUGCCUUGUCGUCACAUGUGGGGAGUGCGGUCACCACACAGCAACAGGCAACCGGAGCAAGGGAUGCUAACCGAGGCCCGAGUCACUGCAAAGCGUAGAGACUCCUUAUAUCGGGCAACUUUAAGAGGUCACAUUAACCAGACUAGAAGCCAUCGCAUCUAACCGCAUACCAGACACAGUCUGACGCCUCAUUGCUAUGCUAUGGUUCUAAGUGACUGCUAUUGGCAGAAACCACUAAAAGCCGCCUCUGUGCCUUUAACGUCCUGGACUGAACAGCCAAUGAGUCCGAGGCAAUCUAAUGCCUCAGCCUAGUGCCUUUGGGGGGCGGGGGGUCAGAAGAGGGUGUCGGGUCUCCUGGAACUGGAAUUGCAGGUGGAUAUGAGGUACCGUGUGGGUGCUAGGAAGUGAACUUGAGCCCUCUGGAGCAGCAGCCGGUGCUCUUAACCACUGAGCCGUCCCUACACCUUCAAAACCACAUCUUAAAAAUCAUAAUCAUAAUAGAGAAAAAGAGAGGGGAAGAGCGGCUAGGGAGGUGGUUCAGUGGGUAAGAGCACAAGCAUGAGGACCUUUGUUGGGAUCACAGCAUCCACCUAAAGUUUGGAUGUGGCUUGGUAGAGACAGGAGGGUGGGGGUGGGGGUGGGGGGGUGAGCUUGCCAUGUAAUCUGAUGACCUUGAACCCCAUGGUGAAUGUGGAGAAUCACGUUCUCUGACUUCCACAUGGACCUCACACACACACCACACACCACACAGACACAGACACACUACCACCACAACCACAAGCACACAUACACAUGAAGACACACAGAGACAUAUACACACUACCACUACCACCACAACCACACACUCACACACACAUACAUGCAUAUACACACACACAUACAUCAUACAUGCACACUAAUGAUAAAUAAAAUAGAUUUAAAUUUUUAAAGAAAGCCAGUACCCUUCCUUCCCUGUUCUCUACAACCGCUAAGCAUAUAAGAGAUAACAGUCACAGGUUUGAGACCUUGCCUCAAGAUUUCUUUUUGAUAGUUUUUUUUUCUCUAGACAUAGACACUUGUCUCUACAGAACAAAGACUUUGAGUAUUAUGAGAUACUGUGACUGAUGAUCUGCGACUUUUAGAUCCACUUUUUUUUUAUUUUUUUAUUUUAUUUUAUUUUAUUUUGGAUUUGAGGACCGAACCCAGGGCCUUGUGCUUCCUAGGCAAGCGCUCUACCACUGAGCUAAAUCCCCAACCCCAAAACCUCUUUUUUUAAGACCAGGGUUUUAUCUAGCUUUAAACUCAGGAAUCCCAAUAAUUGUACCAUCUUUGAUUUCCAUUUUCACUGUGUUUUUUUUGUCUGGUUUGGGUUUGGAUGGGGGGGGGGUGUUUUGUUUUGGUUUUUGUUUUUCAUGACUGGAAAGGCCUGGCUGUCCUAGAACUCAUAUGUAGAUCAGGCUAGCCUCGAACUCAGAGACCCACCUGCCUCUGCCUCCCAAGUGCCCGGAUUAAAGGUGUGAGCCACUAUCAGGUUUGUAGAUAUUUUUUAUAAACAUGGAGUGUAUUUGACUUCAGAGAUGAGCUUUUUUACUCCAAGAACUCUAUGUAAGAGCUACAGGCUUCCUUUCCUGUGGCCUCCAAGUCUUUCUUUACACCCUACUCUUUGAUGCUUCCUUCCUAGAGUACUUACAUAGCCUUGUUAAGGCUUCAGACAGUCACUGACCACUGGACUCUAGUGUUUGCUUUUGCCUUGGCCACUGGUGCUCUCCUGAGGGCGACACGCUGCUCUGUGGAUAAAAUGGCGCUUUCACAGCAGCAAUAUCUGCUUCGUACUUUCGGUCCACUGUGGGGGCGAUGCCAUGAUCGGAGGCCGUGAGCAGCUCAUUUUGCAGGACAAGAUUCUUGUUGUUAGACGCAUUCUGCUCUGUCAAUUGCCCAGAAUUCCGCCCUUCCGUGGUCAGAACUGAAGAGCUGCUUCUCGACACAGACCGAAUGACGUCAUAUACGGCUGACCUCAUGUACAACUCAGGGUGAAUAUCACUUCUCCCUUUACAGGGAAGCAUCUUCCAAACUCUUCCCAAUUUCAGGUUGGCCAUGUAAGGUUUUUUUGUUUUUUAUUAACUGUUUCCAUAAUAAAACUUGAUUUAAAUUCA
Molecule: messenger RNA, 7340 nt
Organism: Rattus norvegicus (Norway rat)
Lineage: Eukaryota; Metazoa; Chordata; Mammalia; Rodentia; Muridae
Source: RefSeq, a predicted model, not a curated record